AUGACAAGCAGAAAUCUCAACCAGACCUGGCGCGACGUGGUCUUCAAACAGUACGAACAAGACCACGCAGCCGGCGUCCCCUUCCCCAUCCGCUACUUGAUCAACGCCGCAGAGUGGAAGAAUGACAUCUUCAUUGAAAUUCCUAACAAGAUCGACGUGCCUGUCUUCCGUCAAGCCGUCCUUUACUUCUCCCGCACACGACGCCUUGCAGACGACCCGGCAUACGAAGACAACCUCAUCAAAGUCCGAGCACGCGUUGCACGUUUCAGUCCGUCCUCUUCUGCUCAACGCAAUGUGGAUGCUUCCCCGCAAGACGACACUGACCAGCCUGAGCCUGCUGCUGCUGGCAACAGCGGCUAA
This is a messenger RNA of Canariomyces notabilis, 360 nucleotides long. RefSeq lists its product as uncharacterized. Bases 1 to 360 code for a protein of 119 amino acids. NCBI's taxonomy places the organism in Eukaryota, Fungi, Ascomycota, Sordariomycetes, Sordariales, Chaetomiaceae. The transcript has a single exon. The record is from RefSeq and is a predicted model, not a curated record.